Cuscuta campestris is the source of this 1353-nucleotide messenger RNA. The record is from the annotation of a GenBank genome assembly. NCBI's taxonomy places the organism in Eukaryota, Viridiplantae, Streptophyta, Magnoliopsida, Solanales, Convolvulaceae.
AUUACUGCUCACUCCACCCACAAAAUUCCGCACACAAUCUAAAGUUCACAAGGACUCUAGAUUAACACUCAUUUUCUCAUUUUCAAAAGAAACGAAAAAGAUUUUAAACUUGUAACAAAGUCUAUUCACCCCCACUCUAGACUUUGUAUUUCACCACUUUGGGACCACCAAUUGGUAUCGGAGCAGUCUUCUCACUAUCUACAUUUAGAUUAACGAGAAGCGAUCAAAAUGGUGAACAAUAUGGAUCAUGGUUUGCCCAAGUUUUCUCUUCUAGGUUAUGAUGAUUGGAAGAUCAUGAUGGAAGCACACCUUUACGCUCUACAUGAUUGCAUGUGGAUGGUGCUUGAGGAUGGACCCUUGAAAAUCCAAAUGGAGAAUCCUGAGAGGAAUCCAGCAACUCCAGACGUAGUCCAGUACAUUCCAAAGCCCAAGGAAAAAUGGGAUGAUAGAGAUUGCAAAAAGCACAAUCUGGAUAACGUCGCCAAAGCAGCCAUCUUCAAGACACUUGACCCCAUCACCUUCUCCAAAAUUAAGCACCUCAAGACUGCCAUGGAGAUAUGGCAAGGUCUUGGGAAUCUAUGUGAGGGUUCAGAGGACUUGAGAAAACAGAAGAUAGAAGUCCUGCUUGAGAAGUUCAAAAGCUUCAAAAUGCUUCCCGGAGAAUCAUUUGAUAUGCUAGAUGAAAGAUUCCACAAAAUCUUGAAUGAUCUUGCAUCACUUAACCACGUUCUUUCUCCCAAAGAAAAGAAUGUAAGGUUGCUGAGAUCUCUUCCAACUGAGUGGUACACCAAAGCCACAGCCAUGGAAGAAGGAAGAAAUCUGGAAAACUACAUUGUUCAAGGUCUUCUUGAUGAGCUCAGAACCUAUGAGCACGAGCUGAAGAAGAAGAAGGAAGAACAAGUCAUUCCCUUCCCCACGGCACUGAUGACAACUCCAAGAGUCCCAUCAAGUGAAGGGACAUGCCCAAGGAACUGUGACACACCCUCCUCCAGCCAGCCGUCAAGUUCAAAAAUGGAGAACUACGAUGAGAAAUUUGCCAUGAUGGUCAAGCAAUUCCGGAAGUUCAAAAAGUUCUUCAAGAAGGCUGACUCAGUCAGAAGGCCAUCCAAGGGAAAGCCACAGUCAGCGUGCCCGUACCCAAAAGUGGAGAAGUACGGAGAAAGAGAAAGGAACGAGAAGAAAAAGAAGGCAAUGGUUGUUGCUGAAAGUGACGAGUCAUCCAGCUCAAGCUCGGAUGAAGAAGCUCUCGUGUUCAUGGAGCGCAGAGCUGAAAAGUCCAACCAUGAGGAUAGGUGGACCAUGUCAGAAGAUGACACUCUCUGCCUAAUGGCCAAAGAUGAUGCUGAUCAAGAG